Messenger RNA from Lobosporangium transversale, 2196 nucleotides. Its product is annotated as P-loop containing nucleoside triphosphate hydrolase protein. The annotation marks the transcript as partial. Gene Ontology annotation, biological process: negative regulation of transcription by RNA polymerase II; chromatin remodeling. Gene Ontology annotation, cellular component: chromatin; nucleus. Lineage: Eukaryota; Fungi; Mortierellomycota; Mortierellomycetes; Mortierellales; Mortierellaceae. Gene Ontology annotation, molecular function: DNA binding; ATP hydrolysis activity; histone binding. The record is from RefSeq and is a predicted model, not a curated record. The transcript has 5 exons.
AUGGCUUCAGCUAGUUCCACCAAACCUGAGACCACAACAACGACUGAAAUCAGCACAAAGGAUGGAAACAUUUUCCCCCAACCGCCGAACACGACACGUGAACUUCUCGUCAAAUGGAAAAACAUGUCUUAUCGAAAAGUAGCUUGGGUUCCAAGCUACUGGGUCAGUCAAGUUGUAGCACCGGCGAAGAUGAAGUCUUUUUGGAAAAAGGUUCAGGGUCCAUCAGAGAUCUCAGAUGUAGUACAGCCAGAAUGGACACAAGUAGAAAAGGUUCUGGACGUAGUAUUUGACGCUGACUAUAAUGGUAGAGGCGAUAAUAUGGAUGCACUUGAUCAUAUUCAAAGUGUAUUUGUAAAAUGGAGGGGAUUGGAUUAUGAUCAAGCUACUUGGGAUGAACCAGAUGAACCAGAUAGUCCGCACUAUGCUACUUUCAAGCAAGCUUUCAAGGAAUGGGUUGCAGCUCAGAAGAUUGAUAUCCCUGCACGUGCGAAGAAGGGACGUUCAGGCCCUCAGCCUAGGCCAUCAAAUCAAGCACCAUUUGAAGAAUUGAAGGAGCAGCCUGCUUACAUCAGUGGUGGCACAUUGAAGGACUAUCAAAUGGAUGGACUCAACUGGUUGCGUUACAAUCACUGGAAAAAUGUUAAUAGUAUCCUGGCUGAUGAAAUGGGUUUGGGUAAAACCAUUCAAAUGGUGGCAUUUGUGACAACGCUAUUUCACGAACUUCGAGCGUUUCCAUGUUUGAUCGUAGUUCCCAAUUCGACAUUGACCAACUGGGUGCGAGAGUUUGCAAAAUGGUCGCCAGAUCUGCGUGUGGUUGCCUAUUAUGGCCCACAGACCUCUCGUACAGUUGUCCGUGAAUACGAGCUCUUUCACCGAGGAACGCACGAUCUCAAGUGCCAUGUGGUGGUCACCACAUAUGAGAUGAUUGUGAACCCCGUUGAUAGCAUAUGGUUUCGGAAGAACUCUUGGGAGUGUCUUGUGGUGGAUGAGGGACAGCGUCUAAAGAAUGAAAACAGCAUGCUGUUUAUCAAGCUCAAUGAACUAGUUGUUGAGAAUCGAGUUUUGUUGACAGGAACGCCUUUGCAGAACAAUAUCCGCGAGUUGUUCAGUUUGAUGAAUUUCUUGGACCCAGUCAAAUUCUCUGAUGUUACCGAGCUGGAGAAGAAAUAUGAAAACUUGGACAAAAACGCUGUAGAAGAACUGCAUGGUCUAUUGAAACCCUUCUUCCUGCGCCGUACCAAAGAUGAAGUCCUUAAAGAUCUUCCUCCAAAGAGUGAAGUUAUUGUGCCUGUGGGUAUGUCUGCCCUUCAAAAGGAGAUUUACAAAGGGAUCUUGGCGCGCAACCACAAAUUACUCCAGUCCAUCACUAAUCGAGGCGGAACAGCUAGCAAUCGCAAAGCAUCAUUGCACAACAUCCUGAUGGAGCUACGCAAGUGCUUAAAUCACCCAUAUCUGAUUGAAGGCGUUGAACCAAGAUAUCUCGAUACUGCGGAGCUGGUCCAUAAGAGUUUGAUUGAAGCGGGAGGCAAGCUGGAGCUUCUUCACAAUAUGCUGCCUAAAUUGAAGCAGAAUGGCCAUCGUGUCCUAAUUUUCUCAACUAUGACAAGGCUUUUAGACAUCUUGGAAGACUAUCUCAAUGGAGAACACUACAACUUUGUCAGAUUGGAUGGAGGGACAAGUAGCGCUGAUCGUCAGGCACGAAUUGAUAAAUUUAACGCUCCAGGAUCGGACGUGUUUGUCUUUUUGUUGUCUACUCGUGCAGGAGGUGUGGGGGUGAACCUGGCAACGGCCGAUACUAUCAUUAUAUACGACGUUGAUUUCAAUCCUAAGGCAGAUAUGCAAGCUCUCAGUCGCGCUCAUCGUAUUGGGCAAAAGAAUAAGGUUUUGGUCCUAAAGUUCAUGACCCGCAACUCUGCCGAAGAGCGAAUUGUGCAGAUCGGGAAGAAAAAAAUGAUCCUGGAUCAUUUAAUUGUGGAGCGAAUGGAAGACGACAAUUUAGACCCGGUUGAUGUAGAGAGUAUUCUCAAAUUUGGCGCUAAGGCGCUUUUUGAGGAGGAUUCUUCGACUAACGAGGAUGUCAAGUAUGAUGACGCUGCUCUUGAUGCAUUGCUUGACCGCAGUAAGAUUGAGCAUAGUCAUAAUGAGAACGACAAUGGCGAUACUAAGGUGAGCGGAUUCGGCUUUGCAAAAGUAUGG